CGACAAAUGAUUUGAUCCCGGUGCUUUAGAUUUGAAGGUCUCCUCUACCACCUGUUAAAUUUUGCUAUUCGACGACAUCCAGUCGCGAACUUACCGUCAAGAGCACAAGGCGUGAGGCAUGCGUAUCCACCACACCCUGCUCGUUACUGCGAUCGCCCUCCUUGCUGUCCUGUCGGUUGAAGUCGAUGCUGAAUCAAGGACCCUUCGAUCACUCAAGACGAUAAAGGGCGAAGACGCGGCAGGAGAAGAGCGUGCUGGCAUUCCUGCCAUUCCUGCAUUUACGCACACGUUCAACUUUAACGCGCUUGACGAAAUCGGUUUCCUUAUCAAGAACUUGCCGGAACAAUUUCAGAGAAUGAGGACUCAGCCUGAACGUCUACGAACCGUUCUCGGGGGGUGGUACGAUGAUCUCCAGUCCGUUAAACAGGUCGUCGCCUUCAUGACGAAAGAGGGACUGAGUGAGAAGGCAAUUGAAGAGUUUGUGGCAGCAUAUAAAGCCUAUAUUGCCUACGCACAGGCUCAUGGCAUUAAGCCGGCUGCUCUAACCUUACAUACAUGAAGGCUUACACAAGCCUCCUUUUGCUGACGUCUUUUGCAAGAAAGUUUGUUUCAUGUUGGAGUUUGAGGAAUGAACGUAGUCCAUAUGAAUGCCAGCGAUGGGCUUACCCCUCCACGUACCAUGUGCGUUCGAGAAGCGGGG
Molecule: messenger RNA, 700 nt
Organism: Phytophthora nicotianae INRA-310
Lineage: Eukaryota; Oomycota; Peronosporomycetes; Peronosporales; Peronosporaceae
Exons: 1
Coding region: 119-559 (146 amino acids)
Source: RefSeq, a predicted model, not a curated record